AUGGCAGAAAAGGAAGGAGGAAUUGUGAAAAAGGGACAUGAUGAAGGGUUAAAAAUGGCCAUUUCCAUUCUUGAAGAGUUUGAACUCCCAUCAGGGCUUCUCCCAUUGGCUGAUGUUAUAGAAGUAGGUUUUGUGAGGAGCACUGGAUACAUGUGGAUUCAGCAAACCAAAAAAGUUGAACACAAUUUCAAGAUGAUUAGCAAGCUUGUGAGUUAUAGCACAGAAAUUACUGGGUUCGUCGAGAAGCAGCGGAUCAAGAAACUCAAAGGAGUUAAAGCUAAGGAGCUUAUGCUAUGGCCACCAGUGAGUGAAAUAGCACUCGAUAAUCAAUCCACUGGAAAAAUUCACUUCAAGAGCCUUGCAGGAAUCACAAAAACUUUCCCGGUCGAGGCAUUUGCUGCUGGCCAGUAA
This is a messenger RNA of Fraxinus pennsylvanica, 411 nucleotides long. Lineage: Eukaryota; Viridiplantae; Streptophyta; Magnoliopsida; Lamiales; Oleaceae. The record is from the annotation of a GenBank genome assembly.